Nicrophorus vespilloides is the source of this 482-nucleotide messenger RNA. RefSeq names its product glycine-rich cell wall structural protein-like. The record is from RefSeq and is a predicted model, not a curated record. Lineage: Eukaryota; Metazoa; Arthropoda; Insecta; Coleoptera; Silphidae. The transcript is spliced from 2 exons. Bases 31 to 390 code for a protein of 119 amino acids.
UCUUCUGCAGUACGGACAAGUCCAAUAAUCAUGAACGCUUUGUCAGCUCUCGUCUUCAUCUCGCUCGCCGUUUUGGCUAGCGCCGGUUGGCACGGAUAUGGCCAUGGUGGUUACGGCUGGGGUGGACUCAACCAUAACUACCAUGGAUCCGUUGGCCCAGCUGGUGUUGUAACUGGCGCCGGAGCUGUGGGACCAGCUGGUUCCGUCAAUGGUCACGGUGCUGUUGGACCUUCGGGUGUCGUCAAUGGACACGGCGCUGUAGGACCGACCGGACCAAACGGGCAUGGGGCCUGGGGUGCUUGGGACGGUGCCUGGGGUGGAGCCGGAGCCGGAGCUUGGGGUGCCCAUGGUUGGGGUGCUCACGGAUGGGGACAUCACGGACAUUGGUAAACGGAUUCGAUAUCAACUCCUUCUAAGACUUGGAAAAAUGUGUUCAAUAAUUUUAUGCAAUGUUUUUGCAAAAACCAAAAAUAAAUGUAUGU